This is a messenger RNA of Alosa sapidissima (American shad), 590 nucleotides long. It is a transcript of the gene lepa, whose product is annotated as leptin a. The transcript has 3 exons. NCBI's taxonomy places the organism in Eukaryota, Metazoa, Chordata, Actinopteri, Clupeiformes, Clupeidae. Bases 66 to 560 code for a protein of 164 amino acids. Gene Ontology annotation, cellular component: extracellular region. The record is from RefSeq and is a predicted model, not a curated record. Gene Ontology annotation, molecular function: hormone activity. Gene Ontology annotation, biological process: signal transduction.
CACAAGCCCUCCACCUCUGAGGUAUUAUAUUGCUGUAGUCACAGACACCUACAAGCCAAGGAACAAUGCUCAGUUCUUUCACCCUGCUCUUGCCCUCUCUGUUGGCGGUGCUGCUAACAUGCCAUGGAAAGCCUUUGCCAGUAGAAAAUAUGAAAUAUCAAAUACAUCAAACCAGCAAAAUAAUUAAAUCUCUUAUUGAGGAGUACCCCAUAUCCCAAAGACUCAGUUUCGAGCUCUCAGACGUGGUCCCGGGUACCAAGCCCAUCCAGGGCCUGGGGUCAGCUAUCGAUUCCCUGAUGGCCUUUCGGAGGAUUGUGGACAGCCUGUGGGGUCCCAAAUCGCAGCUCUCCGUGGACCUCAGCACACUCCGUGGCCACCUGGAGAGGGAGAUGACAUCCCUGCAGUGCCCUGCCAGAACGCCAAGCUCGUUCCAGGACUUGGACCUCUUCCUGAAGGACAACCGAACCUACAGCCUCACUUUGUGUCCGGCAGUUCUGCAAAGGCUUAAGAACUACAUGAACAAUCUCCUGCUGAGUCUGGAUACAGUUAAGACAUGUUAAACACAGCUGGCAUGUGACAAAUGCAUUUUU